Ananas comosus (pineapple) is the source of this 396-nucleotide messenger RNA. RefSeq lists its product as uncharacterized. The coding region runs from base 1 to 396 and encodes 131 amino acids. The transcript has a single exon. The record is from RefSeq and is a predicted model, not a curated record. Lineage: Eukaryota; Viridiplantae; Streptophyta; Magnoliopsida; Poales; Bromeliaceae.
AUGAGGGCUGUGAAGCGGUUCGGUGUUCAGGGAAAGUUCAGUCCCCAAUACAUUGGGUCGUAUGAGGUGUUGGAGCGGAUUGGAGCGGUAGCCUACCGGCUUGCAUUGCCGCCUAAGCUCGCGGAGGUUCACAAUGUGUUUCACGUUUCCAACCUUCGCAAGUAUAUCUAUGACCCCAAACAUGCUUUGUUGUAUGAGCCACCGGAACUUCAAGAAGACAUGAGCUAUGAGAAGUUUUCGGUGUUGAUUAUUGCUCGAGAAGUGCGGAAGUUGAGAAACCGCGAGAUUCCUUACGUCAAAGUUUGGUGGAGCAAUCACGACGAUCGCGAAACCACGUGGGAACUUGAGGACGUGAUGAAGGAGCACCAUCCUCAUCUCUUCGAGGAGUUGAGUUGA